AUACGUUUGAUUUCAGCUCUCAGAAUUUGUUCAGUGGGAGGGACCAACCUUGCAUAUAAAGACUGGUAUUCCUGUUGUACGGUUCCAGGACGUGUGAGAUCACAGUACAGGAAGGAGUCGAAUAACUUCACUGGCUGAAGAUGCUGAGGAUCAGUGUGUGGCUGUUGUUGGGGGUGUUUGUGUGGGACUUUGCGUCCGGCAUCAUCACCUGUCCUGACGGGACAGACUGCCAGGAUAACAGCACCUGCUGUAGGUCUACAGAUGGCUAUAGAUGCUGUGGUUAUCCAAAUGCUGACUGCUGCCCAGACCAGACCCACUGCUGUCCAUCGGGCUAUCGUUGUAACAUGGCCUCCCGGAUGUGUGAGAAAAAGGGCCAGCCGUGGAUGAAGAUAGCCAUGGAGAAGAAGAUGGCUGCAGAGGAACCGGCCGCUCCUGUUCUACCUGUUUCUCCCCUGCAGGAGCUCACAAACAACCACGUCCCAGAGGCAUCAAAGAGCUCAGUGGUGCCGUGCGACAGCUACCACACUUGUCCGGAUCGCACUACCUGCUGCAGACACCCCACAGGUGUCUGGUUCUGUUGCCCCUACUUUCCUGGCCGCUGCUGUCUGGAUGGCUACCACUGUUGCCCAUAUGGCUUUGACUGUGACCUCACUUACACCCACUGUGUGAGGCAGGGCCUGACAUAUCCUUUCACCCCCAGACAAGCUCUGUCGUCAGUCCCCGCCACUCGCAUUUCACCUCCAGACAACGAGGUCAGCUUCAAGGAGACACCUAUGACAGCUCUAACCGAGGCCCGUGACGGUUCCCCUGAGACUGGAGUGAUUCGCUGCGAUUCCAAGUCAUACUGCUCAGGCGGGACGACUUGCUGCAAAGGAUCCAAAGGCCAGUGGACCUGCUGCCCCUACCCACUGGGCCAGUGUUGCAAAGAUGGUCAGCACUGCUGUCCAUAUGGAUCCACCUGCGACCCCUCCUCCUUGAAAUGCACGGCAUUUUACUCUGUGUUCCCCUCAGGAUCACAGGAGCAUGUGAAAACAGACUGAGGACAUGCUGUUACAGUGCCCGGGGCAGAUUUCUCAUAAUUUGUUCACAUUAUUUUGGUUCAUAUUUCAGAUUACUGUAAUGAUGGCUUGUUGUCCCAGUAAAGAAAAUUAAAGAUUCA
Limanda limanda (common dab) is the source of this 1159-nucleotide messenger RNA. Its product is annotated as progranulin-like. NCBI's taxonomy places the organism in Eukaryota, Metazoa, Chordata, Actinopteri, Pleuronectiformes, Pleuronectidae. The record is from RefSeq and is a predicted model, not a curated record. Gene Ontology annotation, cellular component: extracellular region. The transcript is spliced from 6 exons. Bases 141 to 1040 code for a protein of 299 amino acids.